Molecule: messenger RNA, 2034 nt
Organism: Hyphopichia burtonii NRRL Y-1933
Lineage: Eukaryota; Fungi; Ascomycota; Pichiomycetes; Serinales; Debaryomycetaceae
Gene: VPS52
Product: Vps52p
Exons: 1
Coding region: 1-2034 (677 amino acids)
Biological process (GO): retrograde transport, endosome to Golgi; Golgi to vacuole transport; endocytic recycling
Cellular component (GO): GARP complex
Molecular function (GO): syntaxin binding
Source: RefSeq, a predicted model, not a curated record
AUGAGUGCUUUACACUUGAUUCAGACUCUUCUUCCACUAGGGCCCGAUGACGAGCCACCAAUUGAUCUGAAAUCCACAGCUAAGCUAGAGAAUUUUCAAGCUUAUGUUGAGAGUCUGAAAUCAAACUCACAGAGUCUACCUCAUUCAUUAGAACAAGUUAGGAUUGAGGCACUACUGGCAUCAAGCUUGGAGGGUUCUUAUAUCAAUUCUUUAACAAUUACUGAUAUCAACAAGCUUAUAAAUAAAUUCGAAAAUUAUCAAAGUGGAAUCAAAGUGUUUAGGGGCCGUCUUGAGCCAAUUGAAUCAAUAUUGGAAGAUUUCAAUCAAGAGUUGAAAGAUCUAUCAUCUAGUCUUACCUCACUACAAGAGCAAUCAUCCAGUUUGACGUCGGACCUAAACUUACAAAGAGGCUUGAGUGAAAAGCUAAAUCCAAUAAUUUUAGACUUGAUGAUUCCUCCUGAUGUUGUCAAAUCAAUAAUGAAUGAUCCAAUUGAUAUUAAAUGGAUCGAAAAUAUAAGAUUUAUAAAUGAAAAACUACAGGUUAUAGCAACUACAAAGUCAUCUGAAGAAGGCCAAUUAUUAUAUUCUUAUAGGGGAUCUAAAGCAGCUACGCAAUUAGAAUCUGGAAUUCAGUUGCUUAUAGCAAAAUCAGUAGAAAGGAUACGAGACUUUAUUAUAACUCAAAUUAAACUACUCCGAUCAUCUUCGACUAUCUCAUCACAAAAGAUCCAAAAGAAAUUAUUAGAUGUUAAAGAAGCAUACUUAUUUUUAAAAACGCAUCAAAGCGAAUUGGCCAGUCAAUUACAGCUUGCAUACAUCUACACCAUGAGGUGGUAUUACCAUGUCAGAUUUGCCAAAUACUUGUAUGCUUUAGAAAAGCUCCAUGUAAGAAAUAUUGAUGGUUCUUAUGUUAUAGGGCAUGAUACUGGGGAAGAUAAACUAGGUGCACUUAGUGGUGGGUUCAAAAGCUGGCUAUCAAGUUCUAAUCAACCGACAUCUCCAAAACUCCAUCAAAUGCAACAAAUGCAACAAUCCAAGGUGGUUACCUUAACUGAAUACCUCCAAUCUAUUGAUAAGCGUCUUGAAAUUUUGAAUAAGAGAACGGAUUACACUUCUGCAAUUCCUUCACAAAUAGCUGAAACCACGCCUUUUAAUUACUGGCUCGAGUUUCUUUAUAAUCAAUGGUCAAUUGCCCUUGUAGACAAUGUUGUUGUUGAAUAUUUAUUCAUGGUUGAAUUUUUUUAUCAAGGUGUUGAAAAAUUUGAAAAAGUGGAAGCUCUAGGAACAGUAACUGAGGGCGAAUUGAAUAGUAAUUCACAUAAAUCUGACUGGUCUGGUGUUAUGUUUGAGAAUGUAUAUAAAUUGGGGUAUGAUUUUGUUACAUGGUUGAUCAGUCAUCAAACACAAUCUGUUGGUUUGAGGUCAAAUAGUAGAGUUAUUCCUUCUACUUCAUUAUCUACUAAUUCCACAUGUGAUGCAUAUGCAAUUCUUUUAAUUAUAAGGUUGAUUCAAGCUACACAAUCUAGUUUACACAACGAGUUUCAUAUCCCAAUAUUGGAUGAUCAUUUAAACUCUUUGCUUAUGACAUUAUGGCCCCAAUUCACCAAAAUCAUUGAUUUGAAUUGUGAUUCUAUGAAAAAGAUUAUAAUGAGAUCUUUUUCUUCUAAAUCAAAAGACCGUCAUCUUGCACCAGUCAGUGUAACCCAACACUUUGCUCAAUUUUUACUGGGUCUACUUAAACUAGCGUUCAACCCAGCUAAUGACAAAAACAAAGAGCAAAUUAGAGGUGAGCCUUUAUUCAUAUCUAUUGAAAGAUUGAGAAAUGAUUUUGAAGGUGUGCUCACUAAAUUAAGUAGUCAUCUUUUUGGUAACACCUCCCAAUCAACUCAAAAGGAGAUAUUUUUGUUCAAUAAUUACUUUUUAAUUGUUAGUAUUCUCAAAAAUGAAAAUGGAUCAGGUUUGGAAUCCAAUGAUUUCAUCGAUGAACAGAUCAGUCACUUUGAAAUGCUUUGCAAAGCUUAUGAAACAAAAUAG